AUGAGGGCACACGGAGAGCCGGACAGGCAGACGUGCAGGCACACGGACAGACGGACGUGCAGGCACACGGACAGAGAUGCGGACACACGGACAGCCGGACAGGCAGACGUGCAGGCACACGGACAGACAGAGAUGCGGACACACGGACAGCCGGACAGGCAGGCACACGGACACGCAAGCCCGGACACGAGGGCACAGCGGUGGGCGCGGGAACACCUCCCCCAGCUGUCCCUACGCACACACGGGCACAGCGCUGCCCGCAGGCACGCAGGGGCGCACACACGGGCACACCCCCCCCGUGCACAUACGUGUACACACGCACGCAGACCCCUGCACACAGACAUGCGGGCAGGCAAGUAUGGACAUGUGUGCACACAUGCACGGCCCAGCACACACAUACAUGUUCACAUACAUGCAGACACAUGUACCCACCCGUGCAUGUAG
Messenger RNA from Dryobates pubescens (Downy woodpecker), 444 nucleotides. RefSeq lists its product as uncharacterized. Lineage: Eukaryota; Metazoa; Chordata; Aves; Piciformes; Picidae. The record is from RefSeq and is a predicted model, not a curated record. The transcript has a single exon. Bases 1 to 444 code for a protein of 147 amino acids.